AUGGAAUAUCUGUCUAAUGGUGAUGAGUUUGAAAAGAAUGGGCAAUUUUCAGCCGAAGCACUCGACAUAGCAACAAGAUUCCAAAAAUUACAAAAUUCUGUCGUUUCAUACAAAAAGAGAAAUGAAAUUCUUGAGAAAGAAAAAGGUGAAUUAAUCAACAAACUUUAUGAUUUAAACUUAAAAAAUGAUCAGUUGCAAACGACUUGUAAUGAAUUGAACGCACGUUUCGAUUCCGAAAAAAGGAGAUGGCAACAAAGGGCUAAUGAAUCAGAUCUUGAGGUUCAAGCGUUAAAGAAACGGCUUAUAGAAUUAAAAGAUGAAGCAUCAAGAUAUCAAUCUGCACUGGGUGAAGCAACCAAUGUUCGGUUUGGUGAUGAUGAUAGUAAUAAUCAGGUGCAACUUUCAAAAUCAAUUGUUGAAAUGCAAAAUCUAUUAAUGGAUUUCACUACGGUUAAAGGAAAAGAUAUUACGAUUAAUGAAAAAGCUGCUUUUGACCUCUUGACCGUGUAUAACUGCAAAUCAAAAGGAAAACCAGUGUUAAGUGCUGCCUUACAACGAAAAACUUUUGAAGCAUUGAUUUAUUAUACAAAUAAAUAUCUUAUGCGACCAUAUCGACAAAAAACUGUACAGCCAUUAUCACCACAGCAACAAACCUUUCAACAACUAAAUCAACAUCCUUAUCCAGGUCAACAAUAUCAACCAUAUCCACCAUAUCAACAUUACCCACAAGUUCAAUAUAAUCAAAGAAAUUCAAUACCUCCUCCUCCUCCUCUUGAAGAUGACGAGCUUGAAUCAGAAAUCGCAAUCCAAAUGACAAAGUUAUGUAGUUUAAUUAAUCAACUUGCUGAAACUAGAAAAGGUUCUGAUGAAAUCACACGUGUAGCACCUGUAAAAGUCCGACAACAAAUUUAUGCAGUAUUAGGUUCACGAGGGUUUUGCAAAGAUAAUCAUUCAAUCAUUGAAAAUUUAGCAAAUAAAAUUUUAGAAACUACAGGAAGAUACCGGAAAAUUA
Racocetra fulgida is the source of this 1012-nucleotide messenger RNA. The record is from the annotation of a GenBank genome assembly. Lineage: Eukaryota; Fungi; Glomeromycota; Glomeromycetes; Diversisporales; Gigasporaceae.